CACAGAAGAGGUAGCAAGUUUUGAAAAAAAAGGGAAAAAAGAAACAGUAAUCGUCUUCAGCGUGUGCUGCAAAAUCAUUCGAUAGAACAAGGCUGAGGCUCUCAAUUGUGUGAAUCCGGAAAACAACAAGCAAGCACGUGCAAACCGUAAUAAGUAUCAAUAGCAGCCACAUCAUUCUUCAGUGCAAAUUGAAAAUUUAGAGAUACUGAGUAGCAAGUUCUUCUGCCAGGGAAAUUUUGUGGUUCGCCACAUAUCUUCCACAGCAUCGCUGAAAACUGUCGGCAACGUUCUCCACAAGUGGUAUCUGUGACAACAGCGGCCUUUUGCGUCGUGUAUUUUUCAAUAUUCUUCAAAAUCAACCACCAUGGCUGACGUGUUUGCUGUGGGACUGCACACUUUUGGCGACGGUGGAUACGCACCACAUCUGCACAAAGUCAACGGAACGUGGGUAUCUGGCGCCGGUUACGAAAUUGGCCCGGGUUCCACGGGUCUUCUGUCGUUGCUCUCUGUCAUCGGCACGAGCUUGUCUAUAGUCGGGGUCGUCCUGACCUUCAUAACAUACAGCCUGUUUUCGGACCUAAGGACACUCAGCGGUACGUCCCUGCUAAACCUCCUUGCCGCCUUCUUUCUGUCGCACCUCCUGAGCGUCAUCGGCGUCGAACGCCCAAGUGACAAAAGACUAUGCGUCACCCUUGGUUUCUUGCUUCACUUCCUCUGGCUGGCGGUUCACUGUUGGCUCGCAGCCAUGUCCAGGGACAUGUACAAGACCUUCAGGGACAACAUUAAUCUUCAGCCCUCACCGGCCAGUGAGGACCGCAAGUCGUUCCUCAAAGCGGCCGCAUUCGCGUGGGGCCUUCCAUUACUUCUGACGGGUCUCUCUGGAGUGGUCCACUUCGGCACCGUGCUGGAUCAGACGUCUGACGACAGGAUCACCUGCUGGAUCCUCGGUCGUGGCUCCUACCUCUGGACAUUCUGCCUUCCAGCCUUCGUUCUGGCUGUCUCCGACGUGCGGUACUUCGUCAAGGCGGCCAUCUUGACCCGUUACACAGCCAGCCUACAGAUGAACCGCAAGACGAGGGACCGCAUGAAACGGAGGCGCUACUUGCAGCUGUUUCUCUACGCCAAGUUACUCUUGGUCCUCACACUCACCUGGGUGGCGGGACUGGCAGCGCAGCUGGCUCGACUCAAGGCCGUCUGGUUCGCCUUCUGCAUCCUCGCAUCGGUGCAAGGUUUCUUCGUGGCUCUCGCCUACUCCUGCAACUCGCGCGUCUUUCGCCUGUACAGCCGAUCUCUGCGGUCCGGAAACCACAACCGCAAGGGUUACGGAGCGUCCGAUCUGUCUGGGUCUACUGACUUGGCCUUGUUGACUUGGGAGCCAACGCCCGAUGCUGUGUGAUCGGUAUACCAACUGACUGGGCUGAGACAAAGUACUUGAGUGGCGUGAAAGCAGUGCGAGCAAGAAUAAGUGCUUACUUGAGUGAAACUGCUCUGUGGCUCCGUAAGUCUUGAGAAUCUUACCGUGCGACUUUAUGUAAAAAAAAGCAUUGUCACAUGUUAAACACCGGAAAGAAACAAAAAGAAGCUUCUGAAAAACUAAAGCCAAAUGUCUUAAGGGUUAAGAUUGGUGCGACUGUAUUUUAAAAUCCAUUGUUUUAAAGUCAUAUUCAGAAAAGUGUAAUGUUUACCUAUGACGCGCCUUUCAUUACACAGUUCAGGCGGCAGCCUGACAGGAAUGAAUUAUGUUUAGGCGGCAACCGACAGGAGUGAAGCACAAGGAAUGAACUAUCAUCCAUCGAUCUGUCUACACUGUUGAUGGCUUUGAUGAUAAUGUGAUACAAGUGUUAGCGUCGAAUUCUGUGUCGGUGUUUAGCUGUUGUAGGCGACUGCACAUGAAGGAACUGAUAAUUUUAACAUGUUGCGACUACUGUUUCGCACGUGCAUCGCCACUGCUUCAGAUGUCAUUUGCACGUCAGAACUGUGUGAUUACGCAAUUAGCUGAGCAUCCAAGGACUGUGUAUACGAACGCUCCGCUAGUGAGAGCAAUGACGACGAUGCAUAUCAGAUGUUUCAUAACUAAAAAAAGACCACAGUUUCCAUGACCGUGUUAAAAGAUACUCUGUGCUUGCCAGAAGUGUUAACGAACUUUUUUGAGUACUCUUUCGUAGCUCAAGCGGAGGUUUUUUUGACGACAGUAUAUUAUAUUUGGAGUUUCAAACUCCAAAGGCUUGCUUCAUUUGUGCAUUAAACAUGAAUGUCUAGGAUAUCUUCCAAAAACCCGUGGCUUCGUUAUCCUCGCUGAACGCUGAGCAACGACUUCUGUGUAGUAUCAGUAUGCUGUUGAGAAUAGUUG
This is a messenger RNA of Rhipicephalus microplus (southern cattle tick), 2350 nucleotides long. Its product is annotated as adhesion G protein-coupled receptor E3. Gene Ontology annotation, cellular component: membrane. Gene Ontology annotation, molecular function: G protein-coupled receptor activity. Lineage: Eukaryota; Metazoa; Arthropoda; Arachnida; Ixodida; Ixodidae. Gene Ontology annotation, biological process: cell surface receptor signaling pathway; G protein-coupled receptor signaling pathway. The record is from RefSeq and is a predicted model, not a curated record.